GCGGGCGCCACCGGUGUGAGGGCGACUGGGGCAGCAGUCCCCGUUGCCAGGCGUACCUAUGGCCAGGCUGCCAGGCUCGCAGCCGCACACACCAUCAAUCCGGAUGUCGCGGAGCCUUUUGAGGCUGAGUCGAUGCCGGCCUAUGUCCCUAAUGAGGCAAACCUGGUCGCCGAUCUCGAGACCAUCCUCAAGGAGCGGGAUGCAUGCGGGGUGAGGCAUCGUUGGCGCACAUUGGGGCCCAAGUUCGUAUAUGUCGCGCCGCUGUCCACCGCUUCGCUGGCCGCCGCGCUGGUCCGCUGCGCUGCUGCAGCUGCGCUGGACGCCGCUCACAGCCAGGCGUUGCGUGCCGCGCGCGCUGUACCGCAGGUGGGCUUCAUUGCCAACCUGAAGGGCAUCAAGAGCCACACCAUCGUCUCCCAGGCGCUGCGCGCGCUGGGCUGCAUGGAGCACCGCGGCGCAUGCUCUGCGGACGACGAUUCGGGUGACGGCGCGGGCCUGAUGACUCAGAUCCCCUGGGCCCUUAUCCAGCGGGACAUCCCUGCCGCAGAGGAGGGCAGCACGGGGUGA
Molecule: messenger RNA, 567 nt
Organism: Monoraphidium neglectum
Lineage: Eukaryota; Viridiplantae; Chlorophyta; Chlorophyceae; Sphaeropleales; Selenastraceae
Product: ferredoxin-dependent glutamate synthase
Exons: 2
Source: RefSeq, a predicted model, not a curated record